Molecule: messenger RNA, 2570 nt
Organism: Pantherophis guttatus
Lineage: Eukaryota; Metazoa; Chordata; Lepidosauria; Squamata; Colubridae
Gene: MAD2L1BP
Product: MAD2L1 binding protein
Biological process (GO): regulation of exit from mitosis
Cellular component (GO): nucleus
Source: RefSeq, a predicted model, not a curated record
GGCGCCGGGAGACUCGUCCCGCGCUCCAAUGACGUACGGGCGCUAUUCCCAUGAUGCUCUGGGAAGGCGGCCAUUCAAACCGGAGUAAAGGUGAAGGCACCGAAAAUGGCCGCCCCGAUAGCAAAGCAACGGGAAGCCGACCUGCUGGAGGCCGCCGAGACAAGCUUAGAACUCGGCGAGGCCGCCACCGUAUCUGUGACUGUGGCGCUGACGACCCAACCGGCGGCUCCGGCUCCUGGAGGCGCCUUCUCGUUGUCUGUCGUCUUCCCGGGCUCCGUCACCCGCGAGGGAUGUUUCCGUUUCAUCUGCGAGCUUUUAAAGCACGUCCUGUACCAGAGGCAGCAGCUGCCUUUGCCUUACGAGCAGCUCGCCUGCUUCUGCCGGAUGCAGUUGCCGAAGCCGGCUAGCCAGGAAAAAGACAUGGUCAGGAAGGUCUAUCUGAAAGAUCAGGACAACAAAAAGUGCCAGCAAGUGCUGAAUGAUCUUGAAGGUGUUUUCCAGCACUUGGAAAUUAUGUUCAGUUUGACACUGGUCCCACGAGUUCUUAUUUUGCUUGGAGGUACAUCUGUCAGCCCCAAAGAGCUUUAUGAAAUCAACUUACAAGAUAUAUCCAUGAGUGGCACUGAAGAGAGUUUGUCAACCUCAGCCUGUGUUCGCAAGCUAUUCCGUUCUCUUUUCAUGGCAGAUGUGUUCAGUGAGCUUCAGGCUGUUCCCACCAUGAGUGUUAUUGUUAUGGCUCAAGGGCAUCGCGACUGUGGUAUUGACUGGUUCAGACCCAAACUAAACUACAAAGUGCCAACUCGAGGAAGGAAAUUGACUGUUAACUUAUCGUGCAGUCAUGAAAAUAGUACAGCCCUUUCCACUUGCCAAGAAAUAAACUCUGCCUGGGAUGAUUAUAUAUGGUUCCAAGCUCCAGUAAUAAUCAAAGGCUUUAAUUAUUUUUCUUGAUAAAUAUUUUAAGGAAAAGGUCUUAACUAGCUAGGUUAAUCUUCUGUUUGUUCCAUCACAAAGAACAAUUCCCCUGUUUAAAAGUUGUUUUCCUUUCAGAAGUAAUGUUAAACUCUGCAAUACAGAGCUGAAAAAGUACAUGUGUCUAUGAUGACAGAAAGUAUCUCUGGAGAAUGGAUUCAAUGUAUUGCCAAAGCCUUAUGCAACCCAUUAACCUGUAUUCCGUGCUGCAGAUUUUACUAUAAAAGGAUACUUGAAAAUAUCUGUGCCAGUAUAUGCCUGAUUCAAUACUGAAUUUCCAGUGGGAUAUGUGCACCUAUGCAAAUUUGAUGUAUUCUAGUAUUUUUUCCAGAAAUAUGGUGAAAGUUAUAUAAAUUGCUGCUUUUUUUCAAUAGUGAAAAUUGUCUAAAGAUUGAUUGUAUAGUUCAGGGCAGCAUAGUUGCCCUCCCAUUUGGAAGAAUAAUAGCUAUUUAAAGCUGAUAUUUUCUAUAGCGGAUGUAUUAUGACACUUUUAGGUGCAUUCCUAUCUUAAGCAACAAUUCAGAGUAUGGUAGGUGAUAGGUGUGAUUACAAUUAUAUACAUGCUUAUAUAAGAAUGUGUGAAUGAACUCGAGUUUUCAAUUUCAAUAUUCACUUUUGGAAUACUAACCUGCCUCUGAUUUUUAUUAGAGCUUACAUUUUAAAAUUACCCAUUAUGGAAUUAGAAGUUGUGUUCAGUUGUUCCUAUAAAUUCAUUUUAAGAUUGUAAAGUUUGGUUUUUAUUUCCUGUUCAGUUUGGUUUACCAACACUGUCAGAAGUAAUGCAAUGGGUGAAAAAGAAAUCUUUUUCCCCAUUAGCUAUUGCACGUGCUCAGAUUGUAUGAAGACAGAUUAAUAUUGAGCAACCAUAGGAUAAUAGCUAAUCUCAUUUUGAAAGAAGCCCAAUGAAAGAAGAUAGAUGGGGCAAUAUAGUAACUCUGAAAAUGGAUAUGUUUCUUAAUCAGUUAUUCUGAGGCACAGAAAGAUAUAAGGGACUUUUGGAGGCAGUCUUAAAUAUAUUCACACGAGUUAAAUCUGGGGCAGAUGUAGCAAUGGCCAAGCACACUCUGUGGCUGUGGCCUUUAAAUAACAAGCACACUGCUUAAGGUGUUUUAUUAUAUCUACACUAUAAAGGGUUGUCUUCCUUUAUGGCAUUGUGUACUAUACUGUAAGUGGACCAAUCUGAAGAUAUAACUAUUGUAUGUUUGAAUACUUCCUUGCUUAGAGAGAAACAAUACUUCUUUACUUAGAGAGAAAAUAACCAUAUCUAAAAAGUAAAAUUCAACAUUUUGCCAGGUACUAAUCAAUUUGGAUAAAUGUAUAAAAUAAUGUUUAAUAUCUGAUUGUGAAAGUGCUGCUUCAGUGAACUGUAAAAAAAACUGUCCUAUUUCAGUAUGUAUAAUGAAGUAAAUCUGAACAAGAACAACUACUUUGUAGAAACCUUGCUUUAAUGUCAUAUAGUCAUCUUGUAUGACUAUAACAGUCGGCUUCACACAAGAAAAAAAAAAUCUCUUUAAUACUUGGACAGUAACAAUAUUUUGCUAUAAGUGAUUCAAGCUGCUCAGAAACUUGCAAUAUUUGGUUGAUAAAGCAUUUUCUGAAAA